Haliotis rubra (blacklip abalone) is the source of this 675-nucleotide messenger RNA. RefSeq lists its product as uncharacterized. Gene Ontology annotation, molecular function: carbohydrate binding. The coding region runs from base 1 to 675 and encodes 224 amino acids. NCBI's taxonomy places the organism in Eukaryota, Metazoa, Mollusca, Gastropoda, Lepetellida, Haliotidae. The record is from RefSeq and is a predicted model, not a curated record. The transcript is spliced from 5 exons.
AUGGCAUUCUAUAGGAGGCCUGAGAUGGAUGAUCUGGUGUUUACCAAGAGCCUGAUAGAAGAGAUGAACCAGGUGGACAUGAGGGCUGAAUGUUUCCCUCUAUGUCACCGUCGGGAGUUGUAUGUUGAGGUCAUCAACACUGCCCCCAAAGAUGUCUGCAACUCGAACAUCAUUGCCUCCGACGACAACACAUCUUCAUGUUAUGUUGGUGCAUCAUGGGAAGUGGUGCCAGUCAAGUGUGUGUCAUGUUACACAGGCCUACCACAACAGUACGCGUAUCCAUACGCGGCACAUACACAAGAAUUGACCUUUAACCUUGCCGCAGGGAUGAAGCUGAAGAUGGAAGUGGCAGGAGACACAACUCCACCCAACGGUGUCUGGAUGGUAACCCUGACCGAGGACAUCGUGUAUGUGUUUUCUUUGAGAUGGGGCACUACCCCAACUGUAGCCAUCUUCAACACCUGGCACGGUGGAGUAUAUGGAGCAGAGGAAAGACUGUAUGGUCUGUCAGUGAACAACAUCAGCAGCUACAGUAUUGAAAUCCACAUCAGUCAGUCUACCUUCGAGACCUAUGUCGACGGAACUCUGUGGAUGACCAACCAGAUGCGUCUCCCGUUCAUUGAUGUCCGACGUGUAAAUGUUGAAGGCACUGCGGAGUUUCCACAUUGGCUAUGA